Molecule: messenger RNA, 2309 nt
Organism: Oryzias latipes (Japanese medaka)
Lineage: Eukaryota; Metazoa; Chordata; Actinopteri; Beloniformes; Adrianichthyidae
Product: glycerol kinase-like
Biological process (GO): phosphorylation; triglyceride metabolic process; glycerol-3-phosphate biosynthetic process
Cellular component (GO): mitochondrion
Molecular function (GO): glycerol kinase activity
Source: RefSeq, a predicted model, not a curated record
UGGUUCGGAGGGCCCACAGUCCAGAGUCCGUCCAGAGUCCAGCUCUGUCGGACAGGAGAGCGAGCAGGUGCUCCGAGAAAAAACGACUUUCUACUGGAGGUCCUGUUUCUUCUGGAGUUUGACAGGAAGGCGCGCGCAUGGAGGCUUUGGUCGCUGCUGUGGACCAGGGCACGAGCUCCACACGGGUUCUGGUGUUCAAUGCUAAAACGGCUGAAGUGAUCAGUCAGCAUCAAGUCGAGAUCAGACAAAGCUUCCCCAAAGAAGGAUGGGUGGAGGAGGACCCCAAGGAGAUCAUGCAGUCUGUCCAUGAAUGCAUUGAGAAGACCUGCGAAAAGCUGAGCCAGCUGAAGGUUGACAUCUCCAGGGUUAAAGCAGUGGGCGUGACCAACCAGAGAGAGACAACCCUGGUGUGGGACAGAGCAACUGGGGAACCGCUCUACAACGCUAUUGUCUGGCUCGACCUGCGCACACAGUCAACAGUGGAGAGGCUGAUUAAAAAAGCUCCAGGCGAAAACAAGAACCACCUCAAGCACUUGACAGGACUGCCCAUCAGUACCUACUUCAGUGCAGUGAAGCUGCGCUGGCUGCUGGACAACGUAGACGAAGUGCGUGAGGCGGUGCGCACUGGGCGGGCCUUGUUUGGGACUGUGGACUCCUGGAUCAUCUGGAAUCUAACUGGCGGCAGGAGCGGAGGGGUCCACGCUACAGAUGUGUCCAACGCCAGUCGUACCAUGCUCUUCAACAUUCACUCCAUGGAGUGGGAUCCUGAGCUGUGCAGGUACUUUGACAUCCCAAUGGAAAUCCUUCCAGACGUGAGAAGCUCCUCUGAAGUUUAUGGCUGGAUGAAAUCUGGAACACUCGCAGGAGUUCCAAUCUCAGGGUGUUUAGGCGACCAAUCAGCUGCUCUGGUUGGUCAGAUGUGUUUUGAGGAAGGACAAGCCAAAAACACGUAUGGUACUGGCUGCUUCCUUCUUCAAAAUACAGGAUGCAAACCUGUCAUGUCGAACCAUGGCCUGCUCACCACAGUCGCCUACAAGCUGGGGAGACACAUGCCAUGCUGCUAUGCCCUGGAGGGCUCCGUUGCCAUCGCUGGAGCUGUGGUUCAGUGGCUGAAGAACAACAUGGGCAUGGUGCAGACAUCGUCAGAGAUCGAGAAGCUUGCAGCUGAAGUGGGGACCUCCCAUGGCUGUUACUUUGUACCGGCUUUCUCCGGCCUGUACGCCCCCUACUGGGAGCCCAGUGCCAGAGGCAUCAUCUGUGGACUCACACAGUUCACCAACAAGAAACACUUGGCUUUUGCUGCACUGGAGGCUGUGUGCUUCCAGACUCGAGAGAUCCUUGAUGCAAUGAACCAGGAUAGUGGCGUUCCUCUGACUCAGCUGAGAGUAGAUGGAGGCAUGACCACCAACAGAUUACUGAUGCAGCUGCAGGCGGACAUACUUUGCAUACCUGUUGUGCGACCCACCAUGUCGGAGACCACAGCUCUGGGUGCCGCCGUGGCAGCUGGGGCGGCUGAGGGCGUGGAUGUCUGGAGCCUGAGCCCCGGUCAUCUUCCUCUGAUCAAAUCUGAAACUUUCCAGCCUCAGAUCAACCCAGAAGAGAGCGAUUUCCGCUUUUCUCGUUGGAAGAAAGCUGUGCAGAAGGCCAUGAACUGGGAGACCAUGGAGACCUGCUCCACCAGUGAAGACCAACUGCAGUAAUGCAACAGGACGGGUGGGGGGGGCAGACCUGUGACUGCAAGAAGAACCAAGGUGUAGAUGAAGAUGUGACGGGAUGAUCAGCCCAUGACUGCUGCUCUUCUGAAAUGCUCAUCAGCUAGGAUCCUGUGGAGUUCAAGAUCAUCUAUAUUCUGAUGUAUUUGCAGGCACCAGGUGACAAUGUACCGACUCUUUAUGUGAUACCAACACUGAGCCCUGUCGGAGCUUGAACCUGUUCUACUCCAGCAGCCAGAACCUCCGAGCAUCAGCUCAGAACCAGUAAGACAGAAACUCGGUUUUCUCAAAUCAGGAUGGGAGAUUCUCACACGGACACACUUGAAGUUUGUAUCAUGUUGCAGCAUAGUUGAGCUUUUAUUAGUGGAACUGUUGCCGUGUACUUUUAUGCCUGCACAGACCUGACAGUGUUGAACACAGUGCGUAAGUGACUGGACAGCUGAUUGUUUGACACAUUCGUGGUGAUUUCAUGAUUUGAUCUCUGCUGUUUUAUCUGAUGCUUUGUGUAUUAAAUAGAUGUGCUUUCCUCUCCCUUCCCCAUUGUUUCUGUGCACUCUUCAAUAAAGUUUAUUCAAAUAAAUGCCUGGAACUACAAAA